AAUCAGAGAGCUGCUACAGCCUCGCUCGCCCGUUGGAGCUAGCAUAAGUAGUUCGGGUUGAGCAGUGAACACAUUCUGUCUUCGGAUAUAUUUUCUUUUUUCAGAGGACCUCAUGGUGACCUCCAGCAGAGUGGAUCCUCUUCAUCACCAUGGCCUUCACUGAGGAGCAGCCUGAGAAACAUUGCUGGGUGUGCUUCGCCACUGAGAAGGACGACCUCACUGCAGAGUGGGUGAGCCCCUGCAGGUGUAAAGGCUGCACCAAGUGGAUCCAUCAGUCCUGUCUGCAGCGCUGGCUGGACGAGAAGCAGAAAGGGAACGGUGGAGGAGCCGUCAGCUGUCCACAAUGUGGCACCGAAUACCACAUCACCUUUCCUAAGAUGGGCCCGGUGGUGUACUUCCUGCAGCAAGUGGACCGAGUGCUCUCUCGGAUCAGCCCCUUCGCUGCUGUUGGGGUGGUGGUCGGGACCGUCUACUGGUCGGCCGUAACGUACGGAGCCGUGACCGUCAUGCAGGUUGUGGGACACAAGAAAGGUCUGAUGGUGAUGGAGCGAGCCGACCCUCUGUUCCUGCUGAUGGGGCUGCCCACCAUCCCCGUGUUGCUGGUGCUGGGCAAGAUGAUCCGGUGGGACGACUAUCUGGUGAGGCUGCUGCAGAGGUACUGCUCUAAGGGGAAGCUCCCACCAGGUACUAGUCGCUACCUGUCCAGGGUCCCUGCUGACGGUCUCGGGGCAGGAGACCACCUCUCCGUGUCCAGGACUCUGUGUGGAGCUCUCAUCUUUCCCUCCAUCGCCAGUCUGGUGGGACGGCUGUUGUUCAGACGGAUGCCCUCUAAUCUUCAGCGCACUAUGCUGGGCGGCGUGGCGUUCGUGUUGAUGAAGGGCGUGCUGAAGGUGUAUUUCAAACAGCAGCAGUGCAUCAUUCAGGCCAGCCGGAACAUUCUCAACUUCCCCGAGAGGAGCGGAGAAGGACAGAACCAAGGUGGAGACGAGGACACAGAGGACAGUGGAAAUGAAUGAUGGAGGCCAGAGAUGAGGCAACAAAAGACACAUGUCUAAAGACACACCCUAACCCUAUAUUCCAGAGAUUUGGGCCGAAGCAUACCGGGAGUCGCACCCCUAACCCCUUCGAGCCCUUAGUCCUUCAUCCUGUGUACUCUGUGAGAGUUGAUCCUAUUCUGAGAGCACAAGUUCUCCUUCCUUGUGAGGCUUCCAGCUCAAUAUAUUUCACAAUUAAACACAACGUCCUUUUGUGGAGGAGGGGAAGAGUUUGUGUGUCUGUUCAAAAGAAGUACCAACAGCACCACCCUCUCAAUGAAGAUGGUCCAUCUCAAGGACCCUCUUACUCUGUGUGAAACAAGACAUGUCAGCCUCCACCACGAGUACUAACCCUGGAGGACAUGUUUGUCAACCUUAAAUUCUAAAGAUAAGGCCACAAAUCAUAUUGUAUAAUUAUCUUUUACUGUGGUACCUAAAUACAGAACUAUAACUCUUAACUGAACUGUGCAUUAUUGGAAAUCUGUAAUCAGCUCAGGUGUUUAACCAAAAAGAUUCAGUGCACCAGUCAGCUGUCUGCAGCUAUCCAGUUUCCUUACAUGUCUAAAGAUGGAAGGAGAUCAAAGGACGGCUCUUAAGACGUGAGCAUGUGUAGAACAAAGGCUUUAGACAGUUAAACUCAAAGGACAGACCAUUAUUAUCCAUUGGUUCUAAAUACAUCACUUCUCUAUCAGCCAAAAGAAAAGCUGGUUCCACCAGACAGCGUUCUGAACCACUAAUCCACAAUAAAGUGAAUACAUACUGUGGGAUCUGUGCUUGUAUGCGCUCCUUAUGCUUACUCAGUUUUACUGCACUAGUUUGAAUUUGCAGAAACAUGGAGUAAAGAAAUGUUCUGUACACCUAUUUUAGAGUCUGGUGUCUUUUGAAGUGCACACAUGAUGUUCAGACCCCGUCAGAAAGGCUCACAUAAUUUAAAUGGAGCAUACACUGAAACAGAUGUGAUGAUUUGUUUACCUACAUAUCAUUUACCCUCUCACACACAUUCUCACAGCUCUCCUGAUCAAUUAUGGGUUCAGUAUCUCAAAGACACUCAACAUGCUGAUCUUCCCCUCACUUCUAACUUGUUUUCAAUAUUUGGGCUUUAAUGUCCUGACUUUCAGCAGAGUUCUUUGUUUAUUGAAGUGUGGUGCUGCUUCUUACUAACACAAUCAGUGGAGCUGCUGUACUAUGAACUUUGAUCCCAAUGCUCAACUGAAUGCAAUGUGUUGUAAUAUUCACACAGCAGAGUUUGAUUUCAUAGUUUUACUGUACAUGAGUCACUGGUGUUGAUUGGGUGAUUGAUUGUUUGCACUUCCUCUUGUGGAAUACAUUCAGUAAAAAUAAAAAGGUUGAGUUUCAUUA
This is a messenger RNA of Cyclopterus lumpus (lumpfish), 2393 nucleotides long. RefSeq names its product membrane-associated ring finger (C3HC4) 5, like (gene marchf5l). Gene Ontology annotation, molecular function: zinc ion binding. The coding region runs from base 150 to 1016 and encodes 288 amino acids. Lineage: Eukaryota; Metazoa; Chordata; Actinopteri; Perciformes; Cyclopteridae. The transcript is spliced from 7 exons. The record is from RefSeq and is a predicted model, not a curated record.